GGGGAGGCAGAGAAGCUGUUACAUAAUAAUGAUGUGCUCAGUAGGGGAGGCUGUGCUCAGUGAGCUGGGUGUCUGAGCACAGGGGACCUAGAGAAGAGAAAAGAUGGGAGGCACUGGGAAUAGUAGUGUGUAGUGUGUCCCUGGGCCAAAAGGUCCCACGGUCUCUUGGAGAAGGCACACGGGAAGAAUCAGUGCACUUGGUGGAAGUUCAGUGAGGGAAGGGCUUCUCUUUCUCAAACUAAAUGGCAUAAGCGAUCGACACAUAAUUAACACGGAGGUUGGAGAGGACAGUGGGAGCGUCUUCAAAUAAUGUUGAGGAGAGAAUUAGAUUCCCUCACACUUUACAACACUUGAGUGCACUUGGCGAUGAUUUAGGAAAGAAAUUGUAAAUGGAGGUCAUGAGUAGAGAAUUUAGCAUGUAUAAUAGACGUUUCUUAUAAAGUUAUACUGCCCUGCAAUCAAGCGAUCCUGCCCUAGGGAAUUACCCAUGAAUACUUAGUGUAUGAAUGUUCAGUAUAAUUCAUGAAUUUAUUCUACAACCUGGGAAUAAACAGCCGGAAUUUAACAGAUGAGUCAGUAAACAAAACUGGCUUAAUCCCAGUGAGAUAAUCCCUUCUAAAUCAGAACUAACUUCUGAUCAUGUAGGAAUAAGGAUUUAUCUCCAAGGUAUUGUGAUGACAGAAAGAGUUAGACCAAACGAACCUAAUGUAGGUUUUAAUUUGGAUGAAAUCUGGUAUAGUCUAAAAUGGGCUUAGUUUAUGAGACUAGAAUUUAAAUCUGUAGUUUCCUGAUGUGGCAGUGGAGGAAUGGAGGGAACUUUCCGAAGGAAAAGUGACAGGAAAUUUAUGUAUAUUGAUGAGGGUGUGCUGUGGAGUGAAUGUUUGUGGCCCUGCAAAAUUCAGAGGUUGAAAUGCCAAGCCCCAGGUUGGUGGUAUCAGGAGGUGGAGCCUGUGCAAGGUGAUCGUGUCAUGAGGGUGGAGCCCUCAGGAAUGGGAUUAUUGUCUUGACAAAAGGUGCCAUAGAGAGAUCUCUUGCCUCUCCUGCAUGUGGGUUUUCAGCCAGAGGUACCAUCUCUGAAGCAAGAAGCGGCUCUCACUAGACAAUGAAUCUGCCAAGCUGGUGACUUGAUCUUGACCUUCCUGUUUCCACAACAGUGAGAAAGAAGCCAGCCAGUCUAUGUUGAAAAAUAUAUGGAAGUUUCCAGGAGGCCUGUCAGAGCCUGGAGAAGAUAUUGGAGACACAGCAGUUCGAGAAGUUUUUGAAGAGACUGGUAUAAAAUCAGAGUUCAAGUCCCUCCUGAGCAUUCGGCAACAGCACACCAAUCCUGGAGCUUUUGGGAAGUCAGAUAUGUAUAUCAUCUGUCGCUUAAAGCCAUAUUCAUUCACCAUAAAUUUUUGCCAGCAUGAAUGCUUAAGGUGUGAAUGGAUGGAUCUCCAUGACCUGAUCAAGACUGAAAAUACAACUCCCAUCACCAGCAGAGUCGCUAGGCUGCUGCUCUAUGGGUACAGAGAAGGGUUUGACAAGAUUGAUUUCACCACGGAAGAACUUCCAGUUUACACAGGCUUGUUCUAUAAACUCUAUCACAAGGAACUGACAGACAAUUACAGAACUAUGACAGGAAUGGAUUAAAUCCAUAUUUGCAUAUUUUAAAAAAUCUUAAGUACGUGCAGAAUAAUGUGUGCCAUAUUAUAAAAAGUAGUGGACAUUUGGGGUUAACUAAAUAUCUGAUUUUAAUUUUCUCAGAGUAUAAUUUACACGAAGAAAACUUACUUGAAGAAAAUGUGCAAAUUUUAAAAGCCUCUUUUCAAAUGAAGCAAAUGUAAGGAAGAGAGUGUAGCUCUAAGUAAGCUUUACUAGAUAAAGGCAAAUGCAAUAUAAAAGGUGGAAGUCUAUACAUUUUCCAGGCAUUUUUGUUACCUUUUCUUUAGUAAGGCAAUGAUUAAAUAUUUACUCUUAGAUAAAAGGUUAUCUGACCAUUUAUCCAAACCGAGCAGAUAACUGUACACAUUUUUUUCUUUCAUUAACAAAUUUUUAAAAUAUACGUCUUCUUUCAUGUGAAAUGAGAUCAGAUGCUGCCAUUUAGAUCAGCUCUUAGCAGACAUUGGAAGAAAAGGUAUAGCGUUCUGCCCAGGUCCUGUUUUUGGUCCAAGUUUAUACUGCCCAGUUCGUUCCAGCGCCACAUACCGACUGGAGCAUUUCCUUCACCGGUAAGUAUUGUAGGUCUUAGAUUGCAAUCGUUCAAAAAAGAAGCACUCGUCGGUAACACAUUGAGAAGCCAGUAACCUUCCAUCUUCCUUCGUAGCAGGAUAGCGAUUUGCACAUACUCCUCUGACGGACACAACGCCUCUCUCUUCUACUUGAAGUUGCAAUUUGACGUGAGGAUCGCUCUUCUCCCCGACCCCGUCCACCCGGCCCUCGGGGUGCAUCCGCAGGAAGAAGCCCCCGUUUUUGCAGUACAGCC
Molecule: messenger RNA, 2461 nt
Organism: Canis lupus familiaris (dog)
Lineage: Eukaryota; Metazoa; Chordata; Mammalia; Carnivora; Canidae
Product: nucleoside diphosphate-linked moiety X motif 6-like
Exons: 3
Coding region: 1177-1629 (150 amino acids)
Molecular function (GO): NAD binding; ADP-ribose diphosphatase activity; NADH pyrophosphatase activity
Source: RefSeq, a predicted model, not a curated record